AUCGAAAAAGUAUUGACUGUGUAAGACAACAUUAAAGCAAAUACAGAUUCUCAUAGAAAUUUUCAUUUGUCAAUUAAUUUGCUGCAAUUGUUAUUGAAUCAAUGUCAGAAUCAAUGACUGACAUAAUACCGGCGGAGCCCCGCGAAGAAAUGUGUGCACUGCAAACGGUUAUAUCGAAAUUGGAAGACCAUUUAAAAAGUACCAAUGUGAAACUUUUCAAUUUUCGGAAGCUCAUCAGAACCGAAUCGAACAUUAAAUCACGCAAUAUUUACUUGAGUAAAGUAUAUUCCAUGGUUAAAGAGCAACACACAAUACAAAGAAUACUGGAAAGUUACCAAACAAAGCUAAAAGAUUUGGAAGCCCGAAAUAAACAGAAAUCGGAUGGAACGAAUAAUCACCAGCAUACUAAAAAUGCUAAGCUCUUCGAACUAUUUCAUAAUUAUGAGCCAUUAGAAACAAGAUUUGAGAAUAAGUCUGCUAAGACCGAUGAGCCUUCGGCUCAUGCGAAAAAGCGCAAGUCUGAGGACGAAGAGAAAAUUGAAGAUCUUGAAGAUGCCAGACCCAAGCCAAUUGUCAUCAAUAACCAUGGCGAGACUAUGAAAUUCCUAAAAGCUCAUGUUAAGAAGCGCAUUAUAGAAGCAAAACAAAAACCAAAAUUAGAGUUUACAAUUCCUGUAAUUAAUAUAGUGGAGGAUUCAGCGCCUGAAGCAGUGGAGGAUACAGUUGAUAAAGCUCAAAUGGCAGAGGAAACGAAGGAUAUAGAUGCUGAAGCUCAGAUGGAGGAGGAAACAAAGCAUGUAAUUGUUGAAGCUCAGAUGGAGGAGGAAAUGAAACAAGUUAAUGAUGAAGUUCAGAUGGAGGAGGAACCGAAACAUGUUAGUGCUGAAGUUGAAAUGGCGAAGGAAACAAAGGAUAUAGAUGCUGAAGCUCAAACGGUGGAGGAACCAAAGCAUAUAGAUGCUGAAGCUCAAAUGGUAGAGGAACCAACGCAUUCUAAUAUAACAACAGAUCGAUUAGGAGCGGAACAUCAACAAGCAACAAAUAAAGAAGAUGACAUUACAAACCCCAUCUCCAUCGACAAUCUUGCCGAGGCCAUGCAAUGUUUGAAGGCCCUGCAAGAAUAUGCCAUGUUGAAUGAGAAUUUUCGUGCUAUUGGACUUUUAACGGAAACCGAAAAGGCAUUCAAAAGUCCGCCUAAGGUUUCUGAUUUUGAGCUUUAGCAAUCGUGAUACGUACAUAUAUAUGCAUGUAAAUAUAAGUGUAAUUAAGUCCAAGCAAUAAAACGGGUCACAAUUAGUUCGUGGUGUGUUCACAAAUAUAAAAAUGAACUAAAA
Messenger RNA from Drosophila virilis, 1334 nucleotides. RefSeq names its product gelsolin-related protein of 125 kDa. The record is from RefSeq and is a predicted model, not a curated record. Lineage: Eukaryota; Metazoa; Arthropoda; Insecta; Diptera; Drosophilidae.